AGCAAAUCCGGGCACCAACUGCAUCUCUACCCAACCUUCACCGUCCAAGAAAAAACGGACCUUGACGAUAUGCAAUUCCCUGCUCCGACACAGGAAUUGCCCUCGAUCAGGAUCUCUCGGCGGCCAUUGCGGUGUUCCACUGAACCGAACUACACUCGCCUCUCCCCUCCGGCCACCAAACCACACAGACAGCUUCGGCUGAAGGAAGUCACGGACACGAACCCGAUAUCCGCACAUCAUGGGCGCCGGCAGCUCUAAGCCCGCGGCUCCGGCCGACUCGAAGCACGUUUUCUCGAGCUCCUCCCCCGUCCAAUUCUCCGCCAACUUCGUUGACGGCCUCCAGUCCAACACCGAGACCGACUCCGCCCGCGCCCGCUCCCUCGAACUCCAAAUCCAAGAGCGCGUCGCCCAAGAACUUGAGCGCCUGCGCGCCCGCGAACAGCAAACGCUGGCCGAAAUCGAGAAGAAGCUGGCUGAAGCCAAAGACACCUCUUCCGCACCCACCUACGCUUCCGCCCCCAGCACUGCCUCCUACUACCCGCCCGGAUCUCUGAACCUGGAUGCGCCCCGGAUCCCGUUCGCGGGGCGGGAGAGCUACUACACGGCCCCUCCGGCGGCGGUUGAAGCGGCGCAGCAGCCAAUCAACCGGGAACUGUCGCGGGAGAGUGUGAACAGUGAGAUCGAGGAGCUGCGGGCGAAGUUGGAGGGACGGAAGAAGUUGGUCGAGAUUGAUGCGGGGAUUGAGAAGGCAAGAUCGGAUGUGGUGAGUUGUUUGAGGUUGAAUGAUCGGAGGCCGUUGGAUUGUUGGAAGGAGGUGGAGGCGUUUAAGAAGGAGGUUGCCAGGUUGGAGGAGGGGUUUGUGGAUCGGAUCGUUGGGUAAACUUAUUCCCUAAGUUUUGAUGGGAAUGACGAGGUAUAUUGAUAGAGUUGAGAUGUAGCGGUGUGUUUGUUCGACUGCUGCUGCGAGUGUCCCUGAGUUCUGCCUCCCGGGUUUGUGCAUGUGUGUAUAUGUAUACCUAGCUUGCUAGAGAAGGUUACCAGUUUUGUUCUACAUUAUUUGUUUUUAGUAUGCUGUGGUUGGAGCAAGUAUGGAUUCUUUGAAUUCUCCCAACUAAAUGGGCAGAACUUCAACAUUCAGCUCUAUCAUUUUCUAUGCUUCUAACCCUCUCCUCCUCAAACAAUCAAUCAAAGACACACAGGGUAUCAUGCAACAACAAUCCAUCUAUACACAGACCAUCAAAC
This is a messenger RNA of Aspergillus welwitschiae, 1242 nucleotides long. Its product is annotated as Mic19 family protein. Bases 239 to 880 code for a protein of 213 amino acids. NCBI's taxonomy places the organism in Eukaryota, Fungi, Ascomycota, Eurotiomycetes, Eurotiales, Aspergillaceae. The transcript is spliced from 4 exons. The record is from RefSeq and is a predicted model, not a curated record.